AUGAAGCAAGUGCGCCACACAUCCGAUAUUGCCGAUUCCAACAAGACAGCUCCGAAUGACGGCCAGAUAAAAUGGGAACUGUUCAGUCACACGUUACGUGAACUGUCAAAGACCGUCACCUCUGACCCCAACUCGUGUCGAAAACGUGGCCGCGGCGUCAGACCCUUGAUGGUCAUUGAAAUUCGGCAGCUGGGUGAAAUACGAGCUGGGUUGGAGUGUGGGAGCGAGGGGAAUCUCUCCUCGCUCCUGCAACCCUCCCGUACGCUCAUCUCCCCCUACUGUCAGGCAACCCUCCCGUACACUCAUCUCCCCCUACUGUCAGGCAACCCUCCCGUACUCUCCUCUCCCCCUAUUGUCAGGCAACCCUCCUGUACACUCCUCUCCACCUUCUGUCAGGCAACCCUCACGUACACUCAUCUCCCCCUACUGCCAGGCAACCCUCCCGUACACUCCUCUCCACCUUCUGUCAGGCAACCCUACCGUACACUCCUCUCAACCUUCUGUCAGGCAACCCUCACGUACACUCAUCUCCCCCUACUGCCAGGCAACCCUCCCGUACACUCAUCUCCCCCUACUGCCAGGCAACCCUCCCGUACACUCCUCCCCCCCCCCCCCCCCCACCUACUGCCAGGCAACCCUCCCGUACACUCCUCUCCACCUUCUGUCAGGCAACCCUCCCGUACACUCAUCUCCCCCUACUGUCAGGCAACCCUCCCGUACUCUCCUCUCCCCCUAUUGUCAGGCAACCCUCCUGUACACUCAUCUCCCCCUACUGUCAGGCAACCUUCCCGUACACUCAUCUCCCCCUACUGCCAGGCAACCCUCCCGUACACUCCUCUCCACCUUCUGUCAGGCAACCCUCCCGUACACUCCUCUCCACCUUCUGUCAGGCAACCCUCACGUACACUCAUCUCCCCCUACUGCCAGGCAACCCUCCCGUACACUCCUCUCCACCUUCUGUCAGGCAACCCUACCGUACACUCCUCUCAACCUUCUGUCAGGCAACCCUCACGUACACUCAUCUCCCCCUACUGCCAGGCAACCCUCCCGUACACUCCUCUCCACCUUCUGUCAGGCAACCCUCCCGUACACUCCUCUCAACCUUCUGUCAGGCAACCCUCACGUACACUCAUCUCCCCCUACUGCCAGGCAACCCUCCCGUACACUCCUCUCCACCUUCUGUCAGGCAACCCUCCCGUACACUCCUCUCCACCUUCUGUCAGGCAACCCUCCCGUACACUCCUCUCAACCUUCUGUCAGGCAACCCUCACGUACACUCCUCUCCCCCUACUGUCAGGCAACCCUCCUGUACACUCCUCUCCCCCAACUGCCAGGCAACCCUCCCGUACACUCCUCUCCACCUUCUGUCAGGCAACCCUCCCGUACACUCCUCUCAACCUUCUGUCAGGCAACCCUCACGUACACUCCUCUCCCCCUACUGUCAGGCAACCCUCCUGUACACUCCUCUCCCCCAACUGCCAGGCAACCCUCCCGUACACUCCUCUCCACCUUCUGUCAGGCAACCCUCCUGUACACUCCUCUCAACCUUCUGUCAGGCAACCCUCACGUACACUCCUCUCCCCCUACUGUCAGGCAACCCUCCUGUACACUCCUCUCCCCCAACUGCCAGGCAACCCUCCCGUACACUCCUCUCCCCCUACUGUCAGGCAACCCUCCCGUUCACUCCUCUCCCCCGACUGUCAGGCAACCCUCCUGUACACUCCUCUUAACCUUCUGUCAGGCAACCCUCCCGUACACUCCUUUCCCCCUACUGCCAGGCAACCCCCCCCUUUACUUUUCUCCACCGACUGUCAGGCAACCCUUCCUUGUGUACCUCUCCACCGACUGUCAGGCAACCCUUCCAUGUGUACCUCUCCACCGACUGUCAGGCAACCCUUCCAUGUGUACCUCGCCACCGACUGUCAGGCAACCCUUCCAUGUGUACCUCUCCACCGACUGUCAGGCAACCCUUCCAUGUGUACCUCUCCACCGACUGUCAGGCAACCCUUCCAUGUGUACCUCUCCACCGACUGUCAGGCAACCCUUCCAUGUGUACCUCUCCACCGACUGUCAGGCAACCCUUCCAUGUGUACCUCUCCACCGACUGUCAGGCAACACUCCCAUAUAAACCUCUCCACCGACUGUCAGGCAACCCUUCCAUGUGUACCUCUCCACCGACUGUCAGGCAACCCUUCCAUGUGUACCUCUCCACCGACUGUCAGGCAACACUCCCAUAUAAACCUCUCCACCGACUGUCAGGCAACCCUUCCAUGUGUACCUCUCCACCGACUGUCAGGCAACCCUUCCAUGUGUACCUCUCCACCGACUGUCAGGCAACACUCCCAUAUAAACCUCUCUACCGACUGUGAACUUUCUCCCGACUGCCCAGUCACUCUGUCCACUUUUCUGCCCGCUGGGCUAUACUCCACAUCUGACACACCUGGUUCAAUCUACUGCGUCUUGAAGUCCCGCCUUCAUUUCGAUUCAUCACCCUCAACGACUCCUUAA
This is a messenger RNA of Haliotis rufescens (red abalone), 2508 nucleotides long. Its product is annotated as extensin-like. The record is from RefSeq and is a predicted model, not a curated record. Bases 1 to 2508 code for a protein of 835 amino acids. NCBI's taxonomy places the organism in Eukaryota, Metazoa, Mollusca, Gastropoda, Lepetellida, Haliotidae. The transcript is spliced from 3 exons.